GAAUUUAGAUGGUUUAAGACAUUAUUGUGCUUGUUUAACAUUUCAUCAAACACUUUUACCAACAACAAUAGCACCAACAAAUAAUUUAUUUAAUAAAAAAAAUGGUUGUAGUAAUGAAGCAGAUAAUACAGCUUUUUUAUUACCUAGAACUCAAAUGUAUGCACCAAAAUGUUUGUUUCUUACAUCAAAAUUGGAUUGUUUUGAAGCAUUUAGAAAUUGUCUUGGUCUUGUUUAUACAAUGUAUAUCGAACCUUUGUCAGAUAUUCGAAUUGAAACACUUGUUGGUAAUAUUCUUGAUAGUGUUAAUGUACUACCACCAGGUGGACAUGCUCUUCAUUUUUCAAUUGGUGCUGAUGAUAGACAAGUGAUACAACCACCAGCUAGUCCAACUGUACCUUGUACUGGUCUAUCUGUAUGUAAUCUUUUCAAAGAAUCAGAAAUUGAUCAUGUUGUCACAAUCUUUUAUGCUGCAUUGUCAGAUAUGAAAAUUUUAUUCUUUUCAAGAAGUUAUUGGAAACUAACUGAAGCUUGUAAAGCUGUGGAAUCUCUUUUAUAUCCACUUAAAUGUUGGUAUAAACUAACUAUCUUUAUUAUUAUUUUUUCAUUGUUUGAUGGUUUAUGGAUUGAUUUAGAUGAUGCAAGUGUUCAUGUAACAGAAAAUGUUAAAUUAGCACCAAUGCCUGAAAAACCCUAUAAUCGUAUAUUAUCAUCGUUAUUUCAAAUUUUUAAACCUGAUAUUCAUGCAGCUGAUUUAGCAUUUCAAUUAAAUGGACGUAUGAAUUUAAGACAAGAUAGUGGAGUUAUAUCAUUUCAUAAAGCAAGUUUUCUUGGUCAUCAUCGAUUAGUUAAUGAUGAAUUUAUGUUACGUGUACUUGAUUCAAUGUCAUUUCAUAAAUUUAUUGAAGAACAUGGUCCACCUUUUCAAUCAUGUGAUAUAUUUGAUGAAGUUUAUGCAACUAUUUAUGAUCAAUUAAAACGUAAAAUUGAUCCAAUAAUAAAUAAUUCUUCAAUUGCUGUUCUUGAACAUAUCAAAGAAUUAGCAAAUCAACUUUCAUUAAAUAAAAAUCCAUUAACUCAACAAACUUAUAUUCAAAAAUCACCUUCACUUGUUGUUACCAAUGAUAGUGUUAGUGAAUUCAUUGAUGUAUAA
Rotaria sordida is the source of this 1150-nucleotide messenger RNA. NCBI's taxonomy places the organism in Eukaryota, Metazoa, Rotifera, Eurotatoria, Philodinida, Philodinidae. The record is from the annotation of a GenBank genome assembly.